Lentinula edodes (shiitake mushroom) is the source of this 1505-nucleotide messenger RNA. RefSeq lists its product as uncharacterized. The coding region runs from base 315 to 1340 and encodes 341 amino acids. The transcript is spliced from 14 exons. The record is from RefSeq and is a predicted model, not a curated record. Lineage: Eukaryota; Fungi; Basidiomycota; Agaricomycetes; Agaricales; Omphalotaceae.
GUUUAGCAGCGCAUCAUCUGCCGAACACCACCUUAGUACCGCCAUGAAAAACCUCGUGUGAUCCGUUCCCGGUCUUCCCACACUCAAGGAACAUCAAACUAUUCCGUCUGUUCCGUUUCUUGUGGCAGUCAAAUGUACCAAUGCAGCAUUGUAUCUACAGAACUUGAUGGCAAUCCCUGAUACAUUUUGUCGCAGUCAAAACUCUACCACAUUUAAAGCUCUGUUCUACAUAACAUCUCUGUAAUUGUUGAAGGUUUCGUUCUCCCCUCAAUAACUUCACACUUUCCUCCAAGAAUCAGGACCUGGACACUACAAUGUCUGAUCCAGCUUGUACUCCAUUGCCAGUCCCAGACCUCAAUAGUACAUAUGGAGCUAUGCUGAUUGGGGUGCUCUUUGCUACAUUCUUGCAGGGUCUUCUAACACUGCAAGCAAUCAUCUAUUAUGGUUCUUAUCCCCAGGACCCCAUAUCGACAAAGCUGAUCGUUGCUACAGCUUGGUGUCUCGAUACUUUUCAUCUGGUCCUCAUUGCACAAUCGGUAUAUCACUACUUGGUCAACAAUUGGGGCUCUUUUCCUGCGUUAAUGAUCUCAACCUGGGAGCUCGACCUGAACCUCACAUUGAUUGGGCUGUCUAGCUUUGUAUGCCAGGUUUUCUUCUUGAAUAGAAUAUGGAUAUUCAGUAAGAAAAACAUUCCUCUCAUCGGAUUCUUGACAACACUGUGUGUCACUACACUUGCACUCGAUAUUGUGGUCACAGUACAGAUAACCCAGAAUCGCUCCGUUCUUGAAUUCGGGAGAAGGAAGGGGGAAAUUAUUGCUGUAUUUACUUCUGGUGCAAUAGCCGAUGUUGUAUUGGCGUCACUGCUAUGCUAUUAUAUCCGACGCAACAGGAGUGGUUUCGAGAAGACUGACUCGCUUGUUACUUCCAUUGUCAAGUAUACAAUCACAACGGGCCUUGUAACAAGCUUGUUGGGAAUAUUUACGCUCAUCGCGUACUUUGCAUCCCCCAAUGGCUUUAUAUUUAUUGCUAUGCAUUUUUCCCUGGGACGCAUGUACACCAAUGCACUUCUUGCCACACUGAACUCUCGCAAAAGGUUACGCGCUGCACUCAGAGGAACAAGCACCAAGGUACCAUCGAGGUCAAGGCAGGACAAAGCUCAAAAUAGCACUAUGUCAAUUCCUUUGUCAACUUUUGAAAUACCAACAACUCAGGGGCCCCAAAUCCAAGUUCAUAAAUCUACAGAAGUCAUACAGUCAGGUUAUUCUUACAACUUCAGGGAUUACUCGGAAGAACAAGACGAAAAUGGCAUUAGCAAGGCUCCUCAAGUGGGUGAUGUCUGAUUCACCAGAUAAGCUUAUCGAGGCUUCUCGAAGUUAUCUUAUAUGAGCAACUAGUAUAUUACAUGUACUGGAGCAAUGUCUGCACUGAAACAGCGCUCAAAGGCUCUGUUGCAGGUUCACACAAGCACAGCUGACAAUGUAGUCUUUGAAUCUUCAAUGCAAGCA